Messenger RNA from Camarhynchus parvulus, 2910 nucleotides. RefSeq names its product Sp2 transcription factor (gene SP2). Gene Ontology annotation, biological process: regulation of transcription by RNA polymerase II. Gene Ontology annotation, molecular function: DNA-binding transcription factor activity, RNA polymerase II-specific; RNA polymerase II cis-regulatory region sequence-specific DNA binding. NCBI's taxonomy places the organism in Eukaryota, Metazoa, Chordata, Aves, Passeriformes, Thraupidae. The record is from RefSeq and is a predicted model, not a curated record.
GUGGGCGGGCGCAGCAGGGCGGUGCCCGGCGGAGGAAGAUGGCGCCGUGAGCGGGUCGGAGCCGCCGCCGCCCCCGGCCGCCCGAGGGACAGCGCAGCAUGGCUGCCACGGCUGCUGUCAGCCCCAGCGAGUACCUGCAGCCCGCCAGCGGCAGCGCACAGGACUCGCAGCCCUCCCCGCUGGCGCUGCUGGCAGCCACAUGCAGCAAGAUCGCCCCUGCCGUGGAAGCGGCCGCGGCGCCGCCGGCGCCCCCGCAGCCCGCGCCUCGCAAGCUGGUGCCCAUCAAACCCGCCCCGCUGCCGCUGGGCUCCGCCAAGAGCGGCAUCGGCAUCCUGUCCUCCAAGGGGAGCCUCUUCCAGCUCCAGGGCUCCCAGGUGGGCGCCUCCUACCCCCGCGGGCAGCUGGUGUUCGCCAUCCAGAACGCGGCCGUGCUCAGCAAAGCCUCGCGCUCCUCCUCCUCCUCCUCGUGCUCCUCCUCGUCCUCCUCGUCCUCCUCCAACAUCCAGUACCAGGCGGUGCCGCAGCUGCAGCCCAGCGGGGCUCAGACCAUCCAGGUGCAGCCUAACCAGAUCCAGAUCAUCCCAGGCACCAGCCAGGCCAUCCUCACGCCCUCCUCCUCCUCCUCCUCCUCGCACAAGCCCGUGCCCAUCAAGCCGGCCCCGGCGCAGAAAGCGGCGGCAGCGGGCGGCGUGGUCAAACUGCCCGGGGCCGCCAACGUCGCCCUGAGCCUGCCCCCGGCCCUGGUGAGCCCCGAGGGGGGCGGGCAGCCCCCGCUGCUCACGGACAGCCCUUCCAAAGGCGGCAAAAAGCCCCGGAAAAAGGCGCCGUCCCCCGGGCAGCCCGCGGCCGUGGCCGUGGCCGAGCAGGUGGAGACGGUGCUCAUCGAGACCACGGCCGAGAACAUCAUCCAGGCGGGCAGCAACCUGCUGAUCGUGCAGAGCCCGGGCUCGGGGCAGCCCGCCGUGGUGCAGCAGGUGCAGGUGGUGCAGCCCAAGCAGGAGCCGCAGGUGGUGCAGAUCCCGCAGCAGGCGCUGCGCGUGGUGCAGGCGGCCUCGGCCACGCUGCCCACCGUGCCCCAGAAAUCCUCCCACAACUUCCAGAUCCAGGCGGCCGAGCCCGUCCCCACCCAGGUUUACUUCAAGACCCCGUCUGGGGAGCUGCAGACGGUGCUGCUGCAGGAGGCCUCGUCCAUCCCGCUGCCGGCGGGCGCGUCCUGCGGCAGCCCCGGUACCGGCCCCGGCCCCGCCCGCAGGCCGGCCCCGCGCAAGGAGCGGCCGCUGCCCAAGAUCGCCCCGGCCGGCGGCAUCCUGAGCCUGAGCGCGGCACAGCUGGCAGCAGCUGCACAGGCCAUGCAGACCAUCAACAUCAACGGCGUGCAGGUGCAGGGCGUGCCCGUCACCAUCACCAGCAGCGCAGGCCAGCAGCAGCUGACGGUGCAGAACGUGUCCGGCAACAACGUGACCAUCAGCGGGCUGAGCCCCACGCAGAUCCAGCUGCAGAUGGAGCAGGCGCUGUCCGGGGACAUGCAGCCCGGCGAGAAGAGGAGGAGGAUGGCCUGCACCUGCCCCAACUGCAAGGACGGCGACAAGCGGCCGGGCGAUGGCGGCAAGAAGAAGCACAUCUGCCACAUCCCCGAGUGCGGGCGCACGUUCCGCAAGACGUCGCUGCUGCGGGCGCACGUGCGGCUGCACACGGGCGAGAGGCCCUUCGUGUGCAACUGGGUGUUCUGCGGCAAGCGCUUCGCCGACGAGCGGCACCGGCACGCCAAGACGAUUCUGGGGGUCUCUGGUGACAAACGCUUCGAGUGCGCGCAGUGCCAGAAACGCUUCAUGCGCUCCGACCACCUGACCAAGCACUACAAAACCCACCUGGUCACCAAGAACCUGUAGGGCGGGGGCAGCCCCCGCACCCCCACCCCGCACCCGGCCCCGCAGCCGGGGCCGCCCACGGCACUCCAGGCAGGGACCCCGGGCGCCGAGCACCCCGAAAACGGGGCCGGGGGUGUCCCUGGGAGCCCCGGGCUCAGGGGGUCACCCGGAGUUCUGCCUGUGACCCCACAGCUCUAGAGGUGACCCCAAAGCCCCCCGAGACCCCACAGGUUUAGGGGGUGACCCCAAAGCCCCCCCCGAGACCCCACAGGUUUAGGGGGUGACCCCAAAACCCCCCCCGAGAUCCCACAGGUUUAGGGGGUCACCCAGAGUUCCUUCUGUGACCCAGAGCCCCCCCUGUGACCCCACAGGCUCAUGGGGUGACCCCAAAACGCCCCCUGAGACCCCACAGGUUUAGGGGGUGACCCCAAGCCCCCUUGUACCCCAGAGCCCCCUCUAUGACCCAGAGCCUCCCCUGUGACCCCACAGGUUUAGGGGGUGACCCAGAGCCCCCCAUCAGUGACCCCACAGGCUCAGGGGUCCCCCAUUGCCCCAUCCCCAGCCCCAUGGGGUCCCCCAUUGCCCCCCCAGCCCCAUGGGGUGCCCCAUUGCCCCAUCCCCAGCCCCAUGGGGCGCCCCAUUGCCCCCGUUUCCCCGCAGGGAGUGGGGCAGGCGCAGCCCCAGAGGCUCCAGAGCACAUUCCUACUUUAUAUUUAAAGUCUAUAAAUAGCUAUAAAUAUCUCUAUCCCCUUUGGGACAUCCCCGUUUUCUAUGGGAUCGUUGCCUUACACUCCCCGUGCCCGCCCCCCGUGCAUCAUGAGUGCUUUUUUAAUCUAUUUAAUCCCCUGCCUUCUCUCCCAAACCUCCAGCUUUCCCCCUCAUGGCCAAUUCCUCUCUCCCAGGUUUUAUUCCCAAGCAACGUUGGCAAUUCCCUUUUUUUUUUAAUUUUGUUUGCAGUUUUGGGACUCCAUCCCUUUUUUUUUCCCUUUUCCUUCCUUUUUUUCCUCUUCUUUCCCCCUUUUCCCUUCCUUAUUUUCUUAUU